AUCGUGAACUGUAGGCUCCAGUGCCUUGUCUUCUAAUACACCUGUACCUCUCCGUGUGGCCUUUCAUGUCCCGACUCGUUGCUGUUAUUUAUGGUCGCUCAUGGCUAGCAUCUCGAUCUAAAAUUUGCAAUGGCGUGCAGAACCAUUCCUCUGCAACUCCCCUCGGUUGGUGCCAAGACUCCCUUCUCCGGCACCAGCGGCUCCAUGAACUGGAACCACAGAAACAGUCCAAGAGGCUCCAAGAUGAGGCCCUCGGUCUUCUCCACCAGGGAGGACCUCCGACCGCGGCUGGAUGAGUACCCGGAAGGGAUCAUCUCCGGCGAAUGGACCGAGAACUUCUCCUUGUUGAGCUACGACGACCUUCGUGUCUAUCUUCAAUCACAAGUCACCGUUCACAAGGUCGGGCCUUCUUCGCUUCUUGGGGAGGUCAUGUCGACGACGAUCGUGACCGCCAUGGCAGGUCAGAAGCUGGAGGAGAUCGAUCAUCACUUCGAAUUUGUGUCUGCGCUGCCGGUGGUCGACGGCGAGCUCAGAUGCACUGGGGUCAUUUCCAGGCACGACAGGGCUGAAGCCUCUCUGGGGGCAAAAACAAAGGUGGGCGAGGUGAUGUCGUCGCCGGCGAUCACGCUGCCACCUGAGAAAACAGUCACGGAUGCUGCAGCUUUGAUGCUCAAGAAGAAGAUUCAUAGGAUACCAAUAGUGAACGAGGCAGGGCAAGUCAUAGGAAUUGUCACUCGUACUGACAUAUUGGAAGCUUUAGAGGCCGCCAUGGAGGAAUAAAUGACGCAUCGCUGCUCCAUGUAUGUCUAACUAUGCUGAGGCAGUAUCGACUAGUAUGAGCAUGAAGCUACCAUGGUUAUGUAAAAUUAUACUUGUACAUUGGGCAGUAAAAUGAUAAAGUAAUUACCAAAUAAAGAUUGUGGUGUUCAGCUUA
Musa acuminata AAA Group (dessert banana) is the source of this 934-nucleotide messenger RNA. RefSeq lists its product as uncharacterized. The transcript is spliced from 5 exons. The record is from RefSeq and is a predicted model, not a curated record. Lineage: Eukaryota; Viridiplantae; Streptophyta; Magnoliopsida; Zingiberales; Musaceae. Bases 130 to 780 code for a protein of 216 amino acids.